Messenger RNA from Mastomys coucha (southern multimammate mouse), 3908 nucleotides. RefSeq names its product endothelin receptor type A (gene Ednra). Gene Ontology annotation, cellular component: membrane. The coding region runs from base 483 to 1766 and encodes 427 amino acids. Gene Ontology annotation, molecular function: endothelin receptor activity. Gene Ontology annotation, biological process: enteric nervous system development; vasoconstriction; regulation of blood pressure. NCBI's taxonomy places the organism in Eukaryota, Metazoa, Chordata, Mammalia, Rodentia, Muridae. The transcript is spliced from 8 exons. The record is from RefSeq and is a predicted model, not a curated record.
GGGGGCAGCAGCACUGCAACUUGGUGGCUGCUCCCUGGAGGGCAGGCGGGAAGAGCGCUCCUGCAGUUCGGUCCCAGAGUAGAUGGGUAGGUCUGGGAGCCUGUGGAGCCUAAGGAAGAUCGCGGGAGGCGUGUUCCUCCAGAGUUUGCUUUUCUUAGGGAGCCUCGCGCUCACACCCAUCCCCUCUAGUCUGGCCACUGUGUCUAGGAGGUGGGGAGCCUCCCUCUGAUCCACCGGACCAUCGCCGGAGCUUGUGGGCUGAGCAAGCUCUCUCCUGGAGAAGCCAGGCGGUCGGGGGAACUUUCACUCAGCCGAAACUGUGCUGCAACCCUGGUCACCCGCGCGCCACCCUCGUUUUCCAACUCAAGCUCAGUCUGGCCGGGGCGCGGACCUGGCGCUUUUUGCCUCGGAGGAACUCUAAGGUGAAAAAAAGAAAGGUGUGAGACCAACAUAAUAAGACGCUUCUUCACACUCACCUUAAGAUGGAUGCCUUUUGCUUUGCAGCAUCCUUUUGGCUGGCCCUGGUGGGAGGCGUAAUCGCUGACAAGCCCGAGAGAUACAGUGCUAAUCUAAGCAACCUCACAGAGGACUUCACCCCUUUUCCGAGGACAGAGUUCAACUUUCUGGGCACCACCCAUCGACCACCUAAUUUGGCCCUGCCUAGCAAUGGCUCAAUGCACAGCUAUUGCCCACAGCAGACUAAAAUCACGACAGCUUUCAAAUAUAUCAACACUGUGAUAUCCUGUACCAUUUUCAUCGUGGGAAUGGUGGGGAACGCAACUCUGCUAAGAAUCAUUUACCAAAACAAGUGUAUGAGGAAUGGCCCCAACGCGCUCAUAGCCAGCCUGGCCCUUGGAGACCUUAUCUACGUGGUCAUUGAUCUCCCCAUCAAUGUGUUUAAGCUGUUGGCAGGGCGCUGGCCUUUCGACCACAAUGAUUUCGGAGUGUUUCUCUGCAAGCUGUUCCCCUUUUUGCAGAAGUCCUCUGUGGGCAUCACCGUCCUGAAUCUCUGCGCUCUCAGUGUGGACAGGUACCGAGCAGUGGCUUCCUGGAGCCGAGUUCAAGGAAUCGGGAUCCCCUUGAUUACUGCCAUUGAAAUCGUCUCCAUCUGGAUUCUUUCCUUCAUCUUGGCCAUCCCAGAAGCAAUCGGCUUCGUCAUGGUACCCUUCGAAUAUAAGGGCGAGAUGCAUAGGACCUGCAUGCUCAACGCCACGUCCAAGUUCAUGGAGUCCUACCAAUAUGUGAAGGACUGGUGGCUCUUUGGGUUCUACUUCUGCAUGCCCUUGGUGUGCACAGCAAUCUUCUACACGCUCAUGACCUGUGAGAUGCUCAACAGGAGGAACGGCAGCUUGCGGAUUGCCCUCAGCGAACACCUCAAGCAGCGUCGAGAAGUGGCAAAGACCGUGUUCUGCUUGGUUGUCAUCUUCGCCCUGUGCUGGUUCCCUCUUCACUUAAGCCGAAUUUUGAAGAAAACCGUAUAUGAUGAGAUGGAUAAGAACCGGUGUGAACUGCUCAGCUUCUUGCUGCUCAUGGAUUAUAUUGGCAUUAACCUAGCAACCAUGAAUUCUUGCAUAAACCCAAUAGCUCUAUAUUUUGUGAGCAAGAAAUUCAAAAAUUGUUUUCAGUCAUGCCUCUGUUGCUGUUGUCACCAGUCCAAAAGCCUCAUGACCUCGGUCCCCAUGAAUGGAACGAGUAUCCAGUGGAAGAAUCAGGAACAGAACAACCACAACACGGAACGGAGCAGCCACAAGGACAGCAUGAACUAACCCUCCCCAGAAACACCGAGCAGUGUGCCUUCAAGUCCUAGGACAGAAAUGGUCAUGCUGCGCUCCCCAAACCUCCCAAGUCUCUGUUCCUUUUCUAAGUCCAGCCUAAGAAAAACUCUCCUGCCCUCCCAACAGAAUGUGGUGGACCGGCCCCAGCCACAGCCAAUGGGUCUUUCCUGAGUAUUGUAUAUGGUUUGCAUACUACAAAUGUCAUUUCCAACACUUGAAAAUUAGAGAUAAGGGAGAAAGGAGAUAGUUCAAGGAAGCCACAUAUCUGCCAUCUUUGCAUGAACACAGAGUUUGCAAGUUCAUGACCAGCUUCCGUUAAGUUCUAUGGAAUAGCCAAUGGGAACUGUUCAUCCUAAGAUUCUAGAGCAGUGGUUCUCAACCUACCCAAUGUUACAACCCCUUAAUACAGUUCCUCAUUUUCCAGUGACCCACAACCAUAAAAUUAUUUUUGUUACUACUUCAUAACAAUAAUUUUGCUACUGUUAUGAAUUGCUAUAAUUAUCUGAUAUUUCUGAUAGUCUUAGUCUGCCCCUGUGAAAGGGUCAUUGGCAACCCACAAGUUGAGAACUACCGCCUUAGAAAUUAUGUUGAGUUUGAUGGCCCAUGCCUAUAAUCCUAGAAUUGGAGAGGUGAAGGAAGAUGAUCAAGGUUAGCCUUAUCUACAUAGUUCAGAAAAACUAGGGCUACAUAUGCUCACAAAACACAGACAAAAAGUGUUUAAAAGUUAUGACAAGAUUCAUUAUUAUUAUUCUUUUAUAGCCAAACACAUUGUGAGGUUAAAGUGCUCUUUUGGAAAUGUCACUCAGUGUUGGUAUUUUAUAACUGUGUGGUACCCUAGAAAUGAUAGUUUCGUUUUCUUUUUUUUUUUUUUUUGGUUUUUUGAGACAGGGUUUCUCUGUGUAGCCCUGGCUGUUCUGAAACUCACUCUGUAGACCAGGCUGGCCUCGAACUCAGAAAUCUGCCUGCCUCUGCCUCCCAAGUGCUGGGAUUAAAGGCAUGCACCACCACUGCCCAGCCAUCUUCUUUCCAUGUACUUUGAAAAAGAAGAGAAAGAAGAAGAGGAGGAAGGGGAGAGCAUCUGAUGAGGAAUUAGCUUAUAUUUCUACGGUACUCUUUUGUUUGGAAAACAUGAUUUCCAAAGCUGCCACAGAGCACUUACCACGACAGCAGCUUAAUAGCUGCUGCUAGCCAAAGACAUUUUAAGAACUUGUAGUUUCUUUUUAUGUUGUUGUUUGGUUGGAUUUUGCUUGUUUGGUUGGAUUUGUUUUCAAGACAGAGUUUCUUUUUGUAUCCCUGGCCAUCCUGAAACUUGUUUUGUAAAUCAGGCUGGCCUUGAACACACAGAGAUCCUCCUGCUUCUGCCUCCCAAGUGCUGGGAUUAAGGACAUGUGCCAUCACAUCUGGCUUGAGCAUAUUUUUAUGCUAAAUUAAAAAUAAUAAUAAUAUUUGGGCGAGACGGCACAUGCUCCAAGCGUCCCACUCAGCAUCUGGAGGUUGAGGCGGGGACAGUGAGUGAGAGACUGUCUGCACUAAGCAGACCCUGCAUUAAGCAGAGGGACUCGCCUCCAAAUAAUAAUAAUUAAUCAUAGUACUUAGGUCAAAUGGUUCUAUUUUCAUAAGCCCAGUCUUUUUUAAUAUCUUUUUAAUGUGAAACCAUGUCCUGCAGCUUAAAUGUGUCACUGAAGUAUGCCUGAGACUUCCAGCCCCACAUCUGAAGCAGGCCUAGGAAAAACUGCUGGGUGGCCUUGGAAGGCCUGGACGUUUUCUACAAGUUUCACAAUAGUAGCACAUAUAUAAUGCAUGUUUCCUUUGGAGCUCUCAGUUUCUCCUACAGUGAUGACUGGCUACGAGGCUUUCCUGCUCAUUCCUUUUUCCAGACAGGAAACAAUUUCAAAGUAGCCAAAUGAGCUGAUUGUGUCAAGUAAGAUGUAGUUACAUCUGCCAUCUUACCUUUCACUCUUUGUUCCUCCCUGAUUGUGAGACAAACUUAAAUUUUCAUCCUGUCUCCAACUCCUCAGUGGUCACUAUUUCAAAGGGCCCAUGGUAACUCUACUGGGCAUUUUCUCAGAUGUUUACAGACUGUGAGAACGGCAAAUAUCUUUUAUAUUGUGUGUAUAUAAAUAUAUAAAUAAU